Chara braunii is the source of this 1014-nucleotide messenger RNA. The record is from the annotation of a GenBank genome assembly. Lineage: Eukaryota; Viridiplantae; Streptophyta; Charophyceae; Charales; Characeae.
ACAUACAACCUAAAGAACAGAUCUUGUUCGCAGGUGAAAGGGAAUGACAAUGCCCAGCCAAGGAUGUGAUAACAUAGGUUCCUGAAUUUCUCUCUUUUUCCUCCUUGCUGUUGUUUUUUAUGCAUUGUUUUUGGUUGACAACAUCUCUCUCUCUCCCUCUCUCUCUCUCCCCCCCUCUCUCUCUUCCUCUCUCUCUCUCUCUCUCUCUCACACACACACACACACACACACACACGAACACACACACACACACACACACACACACACACACACACACAGAGGGCAUGGUAUGCCAAGCUAAGGACGGAAUGAUGUAUGCUGCCAACAUGGGGGUCCAUUUUCCUGCGGGCGAUGAUGGGUGCAAUAUGUGCACAUGCGCUCCUAGUCCAGCUAUUGGUUAUGAAGCAAUGCUCAUCUGUGGAACAAAAACUUGUCCGAGCUGCCCGGUGGAGAAACCAGCCACCCGAUGUACACAUGAUCCUUGCUUGAAUACCCAGUGCCCUCUUUAUCCACGUGCCACAUGCAGUAUCAACAACUGUGGGAAAUGCUCAGCAUCCUUUGAAGUAGAUGGUCGGAAAGUGGACUGCUUCAAAGCUCCUGACCCAUUUCUAGUUGCAAGUGGUUUUGUGGACAAGGAAUUCAAAAAAUGCACUAUGGAACCUGAUGGAUCAUCAAAUUGCACUGAGGGAAUAUGCGUCGUGAACUCCAACGACGUUCCAAGGCAGGGAAUUUGCAUACUCCCACUUCAGAGCCAAGUCUGUCUAGGGAAAGACGGAACCUUUUAUGCAGCUGGACUGGGGGUUCACUUCCCUGCUGGAGAUGGGUGCAAUUUCUGCACAUGUGAACCACCAGGUGGCGCUGGGCUACCUGCCAUGAGCGAAGAAAUUCUGGGAGGAGGAGGGGGAAGGGAGGAGAAGGAGGAGGAGACCGCAGAUGCGGACAGCAAAGGGGAGGAGUAUUAGUAGCACAAGGGAAAGUAUUGGAGGAGCAGGAGGAUAAAUGUGGCAAGACGAG